Colossoma macropomum (tambaqui) is the source of this 2922-nucleotide messenger RNA. RefSeq names its product solute carrier family 25 member 16 (gene slc25a16). Gene Ontology annotation, cellular component: mitochondrial inner membrane. The coding region runs from base 201 to 1169 and encodes 322 amino acids. The transcript is spliced from 10 exons. NCBI's taxonomy places the organism in Eukaryota, Metazoa, Chordata, Actinopteri, Characiformes, Serrasalmidae. Gene Ontology annotation, biological process: transmembrane transport. The record is from RefSeq and is a predicted model, not a curated record.
GAUAUUGCAUUACUCCCCUGAUCUCUGCGGCGUUUUGGCCUGUAGUCCACGGUCUGUGUGGUCUAUGUAGUCUGUGUGUCCUGGACAGGUGGAAGGGUUGGAGGGGUUGUCUGUCUGUAGCCCCGACCUCAGAUGGCUUUUGACCUUGUUAUCGGAGUGCUCUGAAGACAUGGCUGCACUGGAGUCCUGAUACAGGCAGCAUGGCAAUAGAGGCGUCGGUGUCCUCAGCUGGUCAGCCUCAGGUUCCAGGUCCUGCUCAGAGGGACUACUACUACUGGUUUCGCUCUUUCGUAGCAGGAGGUGUAGCAGGAUGCUGUGCCAAGACCACCAUUGCGCCUCUGGACAGAGUGAAAAUUCUGCUCCAAGCCCACAAUCCUCAUUACAAACACUUAGGUGUGGUUGCUACUCUCAGGGCUGUGCCAAAAAAAGAGGGCUUCCUCGGACUGUACAAAGGGAAUGGAGCGAUGAUGGUCAGGAUAUUCCCUUAUGGAGCCAUUCAGUUUAUGGCCUUUGACAAUUAUAAAAAACUCCUCAGUACACAGCUUGGUAUAUCUGGGCACAUUCAUCGGCUCAUGGCUGGAUCUAUGGCAGGAAUGACUGCAGUCAUUUGCACUUAUCCUCUUGACGUGGUUCGUGCUCGCCUGGCGUUUCAGGUGACGGGAGACCAUCGCUACACUGGCAUAGGAAACGCCUUCCAAACCAUCUACUUGAAGGAGGGUGGCAUCUCUGGAUUCUACCGUGGUCUAACUCCUACCAUCAUUGGCAUGGCUCCCUAUGCAGGAUUUUCCUUUUUCACAUUUGGUACUCUGAAGAGUCUGGGGCUGGCUCACUUCCCUGAGCUUCUUGGCAAGCCAUCACUGGACAACCCUGAUGUCCUGGUUCUGAAGACUCACGUCAACCUGUUGUGUGGGGGGAUCGCUGGGGCCAUUGCUCAGACUAUAUCAUAUCCUCUAGAUGUUGCCCGGAGAAGAAUGCAGUUAGGAGCAGUGCUCCCUGACUCGGAUAAAUGUCUUAGCCUGACGAAGACCCUUAAGCAUGUGUACAGCCAAUAUGGGAUUAAGAAAGGACUGUACCGUGGGUUGUCCCUCAACUACAUCCGCUGUGUACCAUCCCAGGCCGUCGCCUUCACCACAUAUGAGUUUAUGAAGCAAAUCCUGCACUUGAAUUAGUGCAGCAACCGUUGCUGAUCCUCUGUUCCACAGCAAGAACAAAUUGUCGUACAGCUACUGGAAGCAUCACAGCAGCCCUGCUUGCUAAAUCCAAUGACCACCUCUUACAUCUCCAGCUCAUCAGACUGCCCAGCAAACCCCCAGGGUUGCGUGAGGUUGAGGGCAAUGCCUCACCAACCCGCUUUGGAGACAGAGAGGGGGAAUGCCCCGUAACAGUCAUCACUGGCAAUGAUCAGUUUACGGAAAAAACGUUGGUUGCACUGAACAGUCUGCCUUAACCAAUCAGCGAGGUUCUGCACUCUUACAUGUCUUGUGUGACGCAAAACAAGUGACGCACAAUAGAUCUUUCUUUCAGCUGCUGUUAACGUCAUUGUGUCUAUAUGUCACAGCUGUAAUCCACAGUAUGUCACAGCUGUAAUCCACAGUAUGUCACAGCUGUAAUCCACUAUGUGCAUGAAUGGGAUAUUUGUGAUCAAGUGCUUGUCAGUGUCGAGAUAAUACUGCAAUAAUCAGAAAACCUUUCUCAGAAACAGUCAGAUGUUUCAUCGGCAUCCCCCCACCCCCUCCACCUCCGCUGCCUAUGAAGUGGAGGACUGAUAUGAUUCUGUGAGAGUCGUCUUUCUACUCAUGUUUCAGAUCAAUCAUGGCUCACAUGCCUUCUGCAGUAGCUCGAGAUCUUCUCUUGGUUUGUAGUACAUGUAAUCAUACUUUAUCUGAACAGAAAUCUCUCUUUUCUUUUAAGGCACACUCGGUGAGAAAUCGAGAUGUGCAUAUCUAUAGUAGAGGAUAGUUUUAUGGACAUUUUUAUUUACAGAUGGGAAAGGGAACCUGAUAGGGUCAGGUUAAAGAUCAUGUUUGCCUUGCCAGCUUUAUGUUUCUCUCAAUUACUUUACAGCAGUUCUUGCAUAUAACCCACCUGAAACUUUUACCUGUAAUGCUGUCUUUGCUGUAAUAGCUGAUGUGUUAGCAUCUUUACAGCACCAUGGAACAUAGGCAGUCUAAUGUCAUUCCAUUCAGAAUCAUUUAAUGUAGAAAAAAUAAGCUGAUGUUAGAGUUUAUGCUUAAAAAGAUGCAUAAGUCAGUCAAGAGUUGUACUUCUUGAAUCUCCUUUUUUGUUUGAUCUGAAUAAAUUGAGUUUUUAUCCAUUGCCACUUGGUGGCAGUCUUGAGUGGAUACAUCAGGUUUAUCAGUGAAAAGCUUUUAAACCCAAUGUUACUGUCCUUUAUGCACUAUACAUGCCUUUACCUUCAGUUGCUGCUCUCUAUAGCAUAAUACACGAUUCUGUCUGUUUGGCUGAAGGAAUGACUGAAAGUAAAUGUUUACUCUUAUAGAUUUGUCACAUACAGCCUUGUUUGAUUUGAGACACGACUCAGACGUGGGACAUUGUACAAUGAUUAGUACAAACAUGCUUAUUAUUAUAAUCUGUUAUAACAGUGCCAUUGAAUCAAAUCGUCUCAAUGAGAAAGUGGCCAUGGAUUUUGGAGAAUAAGGGAAACGUCUUGUUAAUGUUGCAGUUAUAUUAAAAACAGUUCUGAGAGAAAUUUUAGCAUUAUUAUUAUUAUUUAUCUGAUCAUAGUGUAUUUUGUUUGUGUCAGAAUACAGAAUGCAACUGAAUGCUAUGAACAAAUAUUUCAUUGGUAUUGAACUACUGAUCAAUGAAAAUGCCCUUUUUUGUACUUUUUCAUUCUAAUUUUGCAUCUGUUUUUCCAGUGCGUACACAAAUUAAAUGUAUGUUUCUGUUUGUGUAAAUGAA